UGCCUGUGCUAAGGAUUGGCUGUAGAAAGGUAGGCUGGGUAAGGAAAGGCCAGAGGGUCCUUCGGACAUCUCUUCUGUCCAUCAAGAAGUGAGGCCGCCACAAUGGGGACCAGACUAACCCUCUUCUUCCUCCUGACCCUCUUUGGCAGCUCACAUGGAACAGGGCCACGAAUGACUCUGCAACUGAAGCUGAAGUAUUCCCUUCUUGCAAAUUCACCCUAUGAUUCCAGCUCCCUGGAAUUGCUCAAGAAGUUCUGCCUCCUCCUCCACCUCCCAUCAGGAACCAACGUCACCCUCAAUCAGGCUGGAUCCCCACAGCACAUUACUUGUGAAGUCUGAGAGCAAUCAGAGCCUGUGCCCCUCUUGGAUGGGGUGUUUGCCCCCUCCCCGCCUGGUGCAGGGGGAAUACCCGGGCCCUGUCUUCCAGCAGGCCCUCACCUGCUAAGUGGCAGGAAAUAUGCUGAAUUAAAUGACUUUGUGGAUUUGUGAGCCCACUGUAAUAAAAGCUUUGGACA
This is a messenger RNA of Artibeus jamaicensis (Jamaican fruit-eating bat), 515 nucleotides long. RefSeq names its product surfactant associated 2 (gene SFTA2). NCBI's taxonomy places the organism in Eukaryota, Metazoa, Chordata, Mammalia, Chiroptera, Phyllostomidae. The coding region runs from base 103 to 339 and encodes 78 amino acids. The transcript has 3 exons. The record is from RefSeq and is a predicted model, not a curated record.